CAAAUUGAGUAUAUUUUGUGUUUGCCGCUAGUAUACUUUCUAGCUAUCACAUUUUUUCUGUCAGUGUACAAAUACAAAAUAAAAAACCCAAAAUUAUAUCAACAAGUGUAUCACAUAUACAAAGUUGGCCUAUAUUUAUAAACGCUAUUGAAAAUUAUUAAUUAUAUUUUAUCUUCAUAAAAGUAUCCCUAUUUUUACGCGAAAUCUACAUAUUUCGUUUGAAUAAAAUGAGCUUUUAAACUUGCUUUUGUCUUUCAUGUCAAUAAUAUGUAAUAACUGUGUAAAGUGUGAAGUUUUAAACGGGGUGUAUCGGUAGUGUGUUAAACAUCUGUGUGAUUGUUACUCCAAUACUGUUUUUUAAUACCAUAUUUGAAAAACUAAUGUCUUUAUAUAUCAUAUUUGUUAUGACAUCAUCAGAUUAAAGUUAUCUGCUAGUGUUUGGAAUUAAUUUGACUGCAUAUCUCGUGAUAAUAAAAAUAAGAGAAAGUUAAUAAGUUACAAUGAUUGCGAAUGAGACUGGUUCUACAAACGCAGAUCGUAUUCACAUAAGAAUAUCUAAUGAAAAAGCGCCAUUAAUUAGUGGGCAAAAUGUUUUUCGAAAAAUCGGAAAUUUAUUCGGUCUUAUAAAAUCACCAUCAAAUCCUGAAACUGAUGGAUACGUUGAAUUUAGUAGUCUUGGGGCAAACAACAGUAGAACUCUUGGAACAUUUGCUGGAGUUUUUAGUCCAGUUACUUUGUCUAUGUUUAGUGCCUUAGUUUUUAUACGCAUGGGUUAUAUUGUUGGCAAUGCAGGAUUACUCGUCACUUUAAUACAAUUUUUAAUUGCUUACGGUAUUUUGGUAUUUACCGUAUCUUCUGUAUGUGCAAUUUCUACUAAUGGAGCUGUUGAAGGUGGUGGAGCUUAUUUCAUGAUUAGUAGAACUCUUGGUCCAGAAUUUGGUGGAUCAAUAGGAACAUUAUUUUUUAUGGCUAAUAUAGUCUCAAGUGCUUUAUGCAUCUCAGGAUGUGCUGAAGGGAUAGUAGAAAAUUUUGGUCCAAACGGUUAUUUAGUAGGUACUGAAUCCGUAAUACCUGAUGGUAGAUGGUGGAGAUUUCUUUAUUGUACAGCGCUUAACACUGCCAACCUAGUUGUUUGUCUUAUUGGAGCUUCAAUGUUUGCUAAAACAAGUGUAGCAAUUUUGGCAAUUGUCUGUAUCUGUCUUACAAGCGUGAUUUUAAGUUUUUUUAUUCAAGGAGCAAUGGAAGUUGAACUGCCUGCUGCUAACACUCUUGUACAAAAUACUACUACUCAUUUAAAUGCAACUUACACCGGACUUUUAGGAUCAACAUUGAAAUCAAAUCUUUAUUCAAAUUAUAGUGCUGAUUAUUCAAGCGGUGGAACCAUGUCAAACUUUGCCAGUGUUUUUGGAGUCCUUUUUAGCGGUGUUACAGGCAUUAUGGCAGGAGCUAAUAUGAGUGGAGAGCUAAAGAAUCCUGGAAUCAAUAUUCCUCGUGGUACAUUAUCUGCAGUUGCUUUUACUUUUAUUUGUUACAUCAUUCUUUCUAUAUUGACAGCAGCAACGACGAGCAGAUUUUUACUACAAAAUAAUUUUAUUUAUAUGAUGCCAAUUAAUUUAUGGCCACCUUUUGUAGCUGUCGGAAUUUUAACAGCAACAUUUAGUGCAGGAUUAAGCAAUUUAAUUGGUUCUAGCAGAGUUUUAGAAGCUCUUGCUAAAGAUAAUAUUUUUGGACCAGGAUUAAACUUUAUUCUUCGAGGAACAUGGAAUGGAAAUCCAAUUGCCGCUGUUUUUACAUCUUGGACAUUAGUUCAAAUUAUUUUAACUAUUGGAUCUUUGAAUGUAAUCGCUCAAAUAAAUUCAGUGUUAUUUUUAUUAAGUUAUUUAGCAACUAAUUUAGCAUGUUUGGGGUUAGAAUUGGCAAGUGCUCCAAACUUUCGACCGACAUUUAAUUAUUUUACCUGGCAUACUGCCACAUUUGGACUACUCGGAACUUUAAUAAUGAUGUUUAUUAUAAAUAGUAUUUAUGCCUCUGUGAGUAUUAUCGUUUGUUUAAUAUUAAUUAUAGUUUUACAUUUAUUUUCGCCAAGUAAAAAUGCCACUUGGGGCAGCAUAUCACAAGCGUUAAUUUUUCAUCAAGUGAGGAAAUAUUUAUUAAUGUUGGAUUCAAGAAAAGAUCAUGUUAAAUUUUGGAGACCACAAAUGCUCUUAAUGGUUUCAUCACCAAGAUCUGCUUGUCCUCUUAUUGAUUUUGUGAAUGAUUUAAAAAAAGGUGGCCUUUAUGUUAUCGGUCAUGUAAAAGUUGGUGAUUUUACUUUACAAAGUAUUGAUCCAACUAUUGAAGAGUAUCCACAUUGGUUAAGUCUUAUCGACCACUUAAAAGUAAAAGCAUUUGUGGAACUCACUAUUACAAAAACUGUUCGAGAAGGUCUUCAUCAUUUAAUUAGGAUUUCUGGAAUGGGUGCUAUGAAACCAAAUACAAUAGUUCUUGGAUUUUAUGAUGAUGAAAUCCCCCAAAAUUUCUUUCAGAGUUCUAGAUACUCAACUACGAUUUUUGAAAAUGUAGGGAUUAAUGGAAAUGGAAAUGUUUUUCGUUUGAGACAAAAUGUUAAUGAAAAAACAAUGGACUCUGUUGAAUACGUUGGAAUGUGUAUGGAUGUGUUGAAGAUGAAAAAAAAUUUAUGUUUGUGCAGACAUUUUCAUUUACUUGAUAAAAAUUUAAUUACGAAAAAUUCCAACUUGGAAUUUAUUGACGUUUGGCCAGUAAAUUUCUUUCAACCAAAUGAUCAAGAUCCAUUCGAUACAACCUCUUUGUUUAUGCUUCAAUUAGCUUGUAUUAUUAAUAUGGUAAAAAGUUGGAAUAAUUUGAAACUUCGGGUAUUUUACUGUGAAAUGGCAGAUAGUGAAAAUUCAUCUCUAAGUAUUUCUGAAUCAACGUCUACAGGAUUAGCAAGCAUUGAGUUUCCAAAAACUACAACUGAAAAUCGAAUUAAAAAAUUACUUAAUAUGUUAAGAAUAUCAGCGUCUAUUAAAAAAGUACCUAACUGGGGAAUUCAAUUUACUGAAUUGAAAGGUCGACCUCUUAUUGAAAGUAAAUAUGAAGAGGGAAGUUUUGACUCAAAUGUUGAUCCUCAAGAACUUAGUAAUAUCUCAAAAUCGUACAUUUUGAGGGUAAAUCAAUUGAUCAAAGAAAAUUCUACAAAAACAGCUACUACAUUCAUUUAUCUUCCCGCACCACCAGCAACCAAUACCUGGGAUCAAGAAUUUCUUUAUAAACAGUACCUUCAAGUUCUAACUGAACUUACCGCAGAUUUACCUCCAACUAUCCUUGUUCAUGGACUUAAUGCUGUUACAUCAACAACAUUGUAGAUAAUUUAUUACUUCUAUAAAAAUUUUCUUAAAUUUACAAUGCAUUUCACAAGAUGAUAUUCGAUAAAAGUUAUUUUAAUUAUUUUUGAUCAAUUAGUUAAAUAUGGAUUAAUCUUAUAGUUAAACAGUAUUUAAUUAAUAUUUUCACAGAUUAUAGGUAAUCGGAUAUUGUUAUAGAUGAUCCGAUAUUUAAAAUAAACCAUCACUUGAUAUUCAAUAGUUUGUGGAGAUUGAUGUAUUGAUACAUUUAUAAAAAAUACUAUAAUUUGUUUUAUAAUUAAAAUAGGAAAAAAAAAUUGAUAUAAAAAAAAGUUAAACGAUUGAAUAUCAAUCAUACUGAAUAUUCCGUAACC
Molecule: messenger RNA, 3718 nt
Organism: Chelonus insularis
Lineage: Eukaryota; Metazoa; Arthropoda; Insecta; Hymenoptera; Braconidae
Product: solute carrier family 12 member 9
Exons: 4
Coding region: 501-3365 (954 amino acids)
Biological process (GO): chloride ion homeostasis; potassium ion homeostasis; chloride transmembrane transport
Cellular component (GO): membrane
Molecular function (GO): potassium:chloride symporter activity
Source: RefSeq, a predicted model, not a curated record